This is a messenger RNA of Drosophila ananassae, 3277 nucleotides long. It is a transcript of the gene Vha16-1, whose product is annotated as V-type proton ATPase 16 kDa proteolipid subunit. The record is from RefSeq and is a predicted model, not a curated record. Gene Ontology annotation, biological process: proton transmembrane transport. The transcript is spliced from 4 exons. Gene Ontology annotation, molecular function: proton-transporting ATPase activity, rotational mechanism. Lineage: Eukaryota; Metazoa; Arthropoda; Insecta; Diptera; Drosophilidae. The coding region runs from base 457 to 936 and encodes 159 amino acids. Gene Ontology annotation, cellular component: proton-transporting V-type ATPase, V0 domain.
CACAUGUACGCACGUACACAUACAAAAAAAACCAUCUCCCAAAAAGAGAGCGCCUGCGCAGAGAGCGGAGAGACAGUGAAAAGAAUGGAAAACCAAGUUGAAAUAUGUGAAAAAUGUCGGGAAACUACAAGUUUUAAUCGGCAAUUGAAGUGAAGUUUAAAAACAGCUCGCAUGUGACAAUGUGGGUGUGAUUUUUUCCAGGCCGUUGCCGUUGCCGUUGUCAUUGCCAAUUGCUGAUUGCCGUUCUGUCAUGCGCUCGCUCUCAAACGCACACAGGCACAUGAUGGCACAUACACAUGACAAAAUCCAAUAAUCUCUCACCGACACUCGGACACUCGUCCAGUUUCAGUCUCGUUUCAUUUUGCGCGCUCACUCGCUCAUUCGCAAAAAAUUCGUCGACGCAGCAGCAGUGUGUUCGCAGAGCAGCCCUAAAACAAACACAACAAACAAAGCAAAAUGUCUUCUGAAGUGAGCAGCGACAACCCCAUCUAUGGCCCCUUCUUCGGUGUUAUGGGCGCCGCCUCCGCCAUCAUCUUCUCGGCUCUGGGCGCUGCCUAUGGCACUGCUAAGUCUGGUACCGGUAUUGCUGCCAUGUCAGUGAUGCGUCCCGAACUGAUCAUGAAAUCCAUCAUUCCUGUGGUCAUGGCGGGUAUCAUUGCCAUCUACGGCCUGGUCGUGGCUGUGCUGAUUGCCGGCGCGCUAGAAGAGCCCUCAAAGUACACCCUGUUCAGGGGCUUCAUACACUUGGGAGCCGGUCUGGCGGUGGGCUUCUCCGGCCUGGCAGCUGGUUUUGCGAUCGGCAUCGUGGGAGACGCUGGUGUCCGCGGCACAGCACAGCAGCCCAGACUGUUCGUCGGAAUGAUCCUGAUUCUCAUUUUCGCCGAAGUGUUGGGUCUCUACGGUUUGAUUGUGGCCAUUUACCUGUACACGAAAUAAAUCAAUCAAUGCAAAAACACAACAAAAAAUAGACAAACAGCGCCCAGCAGUCAACAGCAGCAGAAGCCACAACACCAGCAGCCCCAUCCGGCGUAGGAGCAGGUAACAAUGAGUACAACCAACCAACCAACAGCCACACAAAACCAAAACAACAAUUGCAGCAGUGCGCGUGCGGUGGCAGCCCGGGCGGCGGCGGCCGUUUGUACAUAGCAACAGCAACAACCACAUUAGGGGCAACCACGGGGCGAACAAGAAGUUGUUCGUCCUGCCGCCGGGCUGCUCGAGUUCCGCCGUGCACUGCCCAUCCGCGAGUGUGGCCCAUGGCCCAUUGUGCCUGCUGCUCUUCUCACUGUCACCUAGACUCGCUGGCGCGAGGUUUAGCUUAGUUAUUUUCCGUUCAAAAUCAGUCUUAAACUUGGAAAACAAUUUUUGCAGUUAAGUUCGUAAAGUUGUAAUAAUUAUGAUUUUUGCUAUAUCAAGAAAUCCUUCUCUUUUACUUAUUAUUUUUGCGCUCCACAAUUUUGUGUGCUCUUUGUUAUUUGUUUUUUCCAUUAUUAUUAUUAAAUAAUGUUUAGUGUAUAUGUAAAGUUCGUUAAACAAAAAGAAAACUGUAAAGAAAUCAACAAACAACAAUUGUCAGAGAAACUUUGUAAAUUUGUAUUGAGCCUGAGCCUGUCUGUCUGCCUGAGCGGCAGUUGCAACCAGAGAUCAACAAAUUUAGCGAAAGGGCCAAAACAUGAGAAUAACAACAAGCCACCUACCAUCACGGCCCCCACUCGCACCCAGCCACCUCGACGGCUUUCCGAUUGCACCUACGUGCGAUUGGCGACCAGCUGUUUGGGCGCACCCUCCCCCCGGAGCUCCGGGGGCGGUGUGGAAGCCCACCACAGCUGGCGCCGGAAAGCUGUCGAUGCGAGGCGGGGGUCGGGGCUUGGCAAUACUUCAACGUCUACUGCGAAAACCAACUACAUGCAAUCAUUCACAUACACACACACACACACAACACACACAUACAAAAUGUAACUAAGUCCUAUGUUUAUUUUUAAUUAUUGUUCAAUUCUAAGAAUAAUACAUUAAAAAUUAAUAAUAAUAAAUUAUAUAUAUAUAAUUAUGAUUUUUUGUGAUAAGAAGAUGGUAAUACAACAAUUACGGUAUUGAUAUACAUAAUAUAUACAGAAUAUAUAUAUAUUUAAACAAGAAAUCAUAAACAAUUAUACAUAUUAACAAGAGAAAGUUGUUAUAAAACGUACGAGUACGAGAAUGCAAAUCAAGUGAAUGAAGUAAAAGUAUCGAGAAAACUGAAAAAUACUGCAGACAACCAACACCCCACACACAAUUUUUCCGCUGUUAUUGUAUAGUAAAGAAUAUUAUAUAUAAAAUAUAUAUUAUGUAUAAAAUAUUAACAAGAAUGGUAGUAGCAAAAUUAUAAACAAACCAGAAUACCAACAUCAAAGUCGUGCAAGCAGAACCCAAAACCCAAAAAAGGCGGGCGAGUGUUGCAAACUCAUACCAACAAAUCAGCAGCACCGCUCUGCCACAAAAUCCAACAAAAAAAAUUGUAAAAUCCCAACAAAUUAGAAGUUAUAAGCAGGAACACUGAAACCCAACCGACACCACAUCAGGCCUACUUGUGUAGUGGGACUGGACUGGACAAGUGACAACAGGAACUGGUGAGGGAGGCGAGGCAAGCGGAUCGACAACGCCCCGAGGAGCGGACAACCACCCCUGCCCGUUGGACCCCGAUGCAAUCAUGAUGCUGAGACUGCGGAGGAGCUCAACCUGUGCGAGGGCGUCAACUCCCCGGGACCCUGGUCGUUCCGCAUCCCCGCCUCCCGCCCCUACAACCAGGCACACACAUCUAAACGCACGACAAGAUCACAACAACAACUUGUACACGACCUACACAAUUAGCAUUUGUAUAUAAAUAUGUGCCGCUGCCGCUCGACCCCUAUCCGAUGUCCGUUCCUGCCUCCCACCUCGACGUAACGAUGCGGCGCCAGUGCUGCGCCCACGUUGCGUUGGGGGUGGGGCGUGGGGCGGAUAAAUGGGAAGGGGAGGAGCAGCGCGAUCCAUCAGUUGACAAUUCGAAGAACUCGCAUCCCAACUGUUCUGAGCAUCCUUUGUGUGGACUCCGUUUAUAAUUGCUAGAUGUAAUGCGUUCCGAUUGUACCACGAGUUCUUAUUGUUAUUUGUUUAAGUUGCACUCCUACCUAUACAUAUUCGCAAUCGAUGGCGAGGUUUUAGUUACUGUAACUGUGUAUUCGAAACAACAUCAAAGCAAGUAAACAACCAUCAACAACAGACAUUGUAUGAAAUAAAUUGUAAUUUCUAAUUUCCAAAA